CGACUGUAUCGACCCCGAAUUGCUAGAGAUGUCGGGCUACUACUGGCAACCUCCCGUUUCCUCAGACGAACAGUACUACGACUUCGAUCGCGCGUCGCGACUGCCCACGUCAGCAGAAACCCAGAACGCUUUUGCAGCCUUCGCGGCAGAGCUAUAUGCACUACCCAACGAACAGCAACCCAGAGCCUACAGCACUUAUCCUCAAGCGUACCAGCAUCCUCAGCAACUUCCGCAAUAUCAGAUACAGAUGCCAACCCCCGUGGAGCAACGCCCGCAGCAAUGGUAUCCUGACGCGUUCACGCCCAAUGCACCGCCUGCCAUGAACAGAGCAUCGUCAUUCCCGCAAUAUACGGAAAUGGGCAACUUUGACACAAAUUUCGCCCCUCGAGCUGGUGACGUGUCCUUGGGCCACCUUUCACCCCCGAUCAACAGGCCCAGAAUGUCACGAGCACCAUCCGUCACAGAAUCUGUAGCAAGCUCUGUACCUAGCACACGGACCGAUUUCUCGCGAGCUGUUUCACCCAGUGUAACAGAAAUGUCGCGAUGGGGCAAAAGGAACAGCGACAAUAGCUGGUCCUGUGCAUAUCCAGGGUGCACAUCAAAGUCAACUUUCCAUCGCGGAUGUGAUCUGCGAAAGCACUACAAGAGGCAUACGAAAUCGCUGUACUGCCGCCACGAAGGCUGUCCGCAGGCCACAGAGGGUGGAUUUUCGAGCAAGAAGGACCGCGCACGGCACGAGGCCAAGCACAAUCCAACAAUCGUCUGUGAAUGGGACGGAUGUGAGAGACUGUUCAGCCGACAGGAUAAUAUGAAGGAUCAUGUCAGACGAGUACACAAGCGUCGCGUGCACUGAAAGUACGCGUGGCGAAGGAUGAGCUGGACGUGUUUCAGAGUCUCACAUCUCUUGGAAUCAAAAGAGGAGUGUGAUUCCAUGUUGGUGUCACAAUGCAAUCACGAUGCCUCUCGUCGUUUGGAUGCAGUAGUGCUCACGGCUGUUGGAUUGCUACGUCACGUCAAAAAUGGACCAUGAGCGGUCUACUCUUGGUUACACCGCAGCAUGCAGAGUCUGCUGACAAGCUACCUCCUCGCAAAUCUGCAUAGCCACUCCUUACAGGGCGCACUGGGAAUCGCACUCGCAACACUCGUAUGACGAGGAGCUGCGGACUCGGUCUUGCCGGGAAACACGAUUAAGUCGCUGUCGAUCCAGGCCUCUCAGCCCCCUUCGAGCCCGCACAAACUGGACUUCCCAAUCCGGUAAUCCGGAACUCGACUCGCAUCG
This is a messenger RNA of Cercospora beticola, 1279 nucleotides long. RefSeq lists its product as uncharacterized. The record is from RefSeq and is a predicted model, not a curated record. Lineage: Eukaryota; Fungi; Ascomycota; Dothideomycetes; Mycosphaerellales; Mycosphaerellaceae. Gene Ontology annotation, molecular function: DNA-binding transcription factor activity, RNA polymerase II-specific; RNA polymerase II cis-regulatory region sequence-specific DNA binding. Gene Ontology annotation, biological process: regulation of transcription by RNA polymerase II. Gene Ontology annotation, cellular component: nucleus.